UAUACUGGGCCUGGCCCUGCACACGGACGGCCUGACGAUCGUUCCCUAAAAUCCUCCCAGCGUAGAACGCCGUCUGUUCCCUAAUCGCCGCAAAGCCAUCGCCGGCAGAUCCCAAAGGGCAGCGACGGAGGAGGAGCACGCCCUACCAGGAGGCUUGCCUUCAGGUUCUGGCCUCAUUAUAUGUACCAGAUGGUUUUAAUGCUUCAUCAAAAAGCAAAAAAAAAAAUCAAGAAAAACAUGAAUAAGGAGGCACAGGAUGCGUUGAAGCUUGCCAAGAGGUGCCAGCAGGUAGCUCCUUGUUGCCAAGUAGAGGAGACCAUGAGGCGCGCAGGGAGCCUUCUUCUCCUGCUGCUUCUGCUCUCCCUGUCUGCCUCCACCGCCGAAGCACACAACAAGGAGAGCUCGGGCGACAACGCGGUGCCCUUGACCGGCCGGAGAUGGCACCUGAGAGGACGGAGGGCAAUGGCGGCCCGAGGGCAUGGAGCAGCGGGGAGGGAUGAGGCCGUGGGCGCCAGCAACACAGGAGCAAGUCAAGAAGCAGAUCAGGCGUCUGCUGAAUUUGUACAUGAUGAGGGUAAACGGAGCAAGAGGCCAGCUGCUCGGCCCAUGCUUCAGGGAGCAAGCGGCCAUCGACAUCGUCACCACGGCGGCGACGCGGCCGCCAUGGCGUCCGACGUGCUGAGGAUGGACUACUCCGUCUCCGUGGACGUCCACAGCCGGCGGCCCAUCAACAACGACGCUCCGUUGGAUGAGCUCAUGGAGAAGAGGCCCUAGCUAGCUGCCGGUCCACACAAGCGAGAAGAUGCGGCUCCUAACGACAUAGAUACAGAUAGCGUUAGGCUAGCUAGCACAUGGUUAGCUUGGCUAGGUAGGGUGGGACCCUCCGGGCCGCACGUGGAGCCCAUUUCUGAACCUCGACCGAUCAAUGGAACUGAUCGAUCGAGGUGAGUUGGAUGGGCAGUUUUGGUUGCGCCGUGCUUGGAGGGGUAGUGGCGCCUGUAAUCCGUCUGUCAGCAGCUUCAUCUCUGAAGCUGCAGAAAACAGAGCUCAUGAUUUUCAGCAUGUGGCUGUGGCAAGCAGUAUGUCCUCUCCUCGCCGUA
This is a messenger RNA of Triticum aestivum (bread wheat), 1100 nucleotides long. RefSeq lists its product as uncharacterized. Gene Ontology annotation, biological process: regulation of root meristem growth. Lineage: Eukaryota; Viridiplantae; Streptophyta; Magnoliopsida; Poales; Poaceae. Bases 181 to 774 code for a protein of 197 amino acids. Gene Ontology annotation, molecular function: growth factor activity. The transcript is spliced from 6 exons. The record is from RefSeq and is a predicted model, not a curated record.